CGUCGGUGGGAUUGAGCAAGCGCUCGCCGCCAAAUUCCUCGGUUCCAGCAUCACCCCCACCGACCAUUGUUGCCGCGCCGGAGCUAGAGCCACAACCGGAACCAGAGCUAGAACCAGAGCAAGACAGCAAGCCGCCUUCUCCGCCGCCGCCGCCAGAAAAGGAAACUAUACCGGAGCCUGUCCCUGAGCCUGAGGUGAGAGAUUGGGCUGCUCUACAGCUGCUUCCGAAUCUCAUCAUCUUCUUCCCAAUACUUCAUCUACCCGUCGUUCGUGUCAUCGGACGACGACAAUCAGGACUCUUACUCUCAAGGAUUAAUCAUGCCGUCUCAAUCCGCUACCGUUCCUUGCCAGUAUCGCACAGGUCGUACGCUUGGAAGCGGUACAUACGCUAUCGUGAAGGAGGCCAUACACAUCAAGACAGGCAAAUACUAUGCUUGCAAAGUCAUUAACAAGAAGCUCAUGGAGGGCAGGGAACACAUGGUUCGCAACGAGAUCGCCGUACUGAAGAGGAUAUCGAGUGGUCACCCGAAUAUUGUGACACUGCACGACUACUUCGAGACAUCACACAACCUCUACCUUUGCUUCGAUCUCUGCACUGGGGGAGAACUCUUUGAUAGUAUAUGUGCUAGGGGACAGUACACUGAGGCUGAUGCGGCUGGGCUCGUCCGCACCAUAUUUCAGGCUGUCAAAUAUAUACACGACUGCGGCAUCGUGCAUCGUGAUCUCAAGCCGGAGAACUUGCUCUUCCGGUCGAAACCUGAGAAGACCUCGGAAAUCAUGAUCGCAGACUUCGGUCUUAGUCGAGUGAUGGCGGAGAACAAGUUGAGCAUGUUGACGGAAGUUUGUGGCACGCCUGGGUACAUGGCACCCGAGAUCUUCAAAAAGACCGGUCACGGCAAACCUGUCGACGUCUGGGCAAUGGGAGUCAUCACGUAUUUCCUGCUCGCUGGUUACACCCCUUUCGAUCGCGACACGCAACGACAAGAGAUGGAAGCCAUCAUCGCUGGAGAUUACAAAUUCGAGCCUGAUGAAUAUUGGUCCAUUGUCUCGGACACUGCCCGGAACUUCGUUGCUACUUGCCUGACUACCGAUCCCGAGAAACGUCCAACUGCAGCACAGGUGCUUGAGCACGAGUGGCUCACGUCUGAGGUGCCGCACUUCGUCGAGAACGAGACGGGUGAGCCUAGAGACUUGUUGCCGAACGUCAAGAAGGCGUUCGAUGCGAAGAGGACAUUCCGAAAAGCUGUUCUGGGCAUGAUGGCAAUGAAACGCAUGACGUCACUCGUCCAGCACCUAUCGCCAGAGGCGCAGAAGCUCAACGAGGAUUUGUACCAGUUCAAGCAAGAGUCCGAAAAGGAAGUUCUCGAGGAUAUGCAUGUCGUUCACCACCACAACGCCGACGAAGAUCAUCAGCUCAAGUCCCAGGACGAUAUCUCUAUUGCAAAGGGUCCAAAUGGGAAGGCAAUGGAUGGUAACGAUGUUAGUGCAAAGCUCGCCGCUGUGAGCCUGGCUGCGAAAAGUGGUAACCCUAAGAACGUCUGAUACACGAGCCUCGACAAUGACUAAUGGGAUGGAAUUACUAUGUUCAUAUAUGUUGGGCUAGAGAACGCACAUUCUUUUUUCUUUGAUCUCUAUCAUGUACUUGUUAUCGAUACCUGGCAUCGCACACAUUAAUCACUAUUCCUGCUGGAAUUGUUCCAAGGCCUCGAGAGAGUGGAGCCUUGGAAGAUACUAUGCUAUGUGACAUUCGUUUAAGAACCCUUCCAUUGUCAUUGUAGAUAGUCUAUUGCUAUUACACAGUUUAAAGGUUUCACAAAG
Molecule: messenger RNA, 1818 nt
Organism: Suillus clintonianus
Lineage: Eukaryota; Fungi; Basidiomycota; Agaricomycetes; Boletales; Suillaceae
Product: Pkinase-domain-containing protein
Exons: 10
Coding region: 319-1542 (407 amino acids)
Biological process (GO): protein phosphorylation; cellular response to oxidative stress
Molecular function (GO): calmodulin binding; ATP binding; calcium/calmodulin-dependent protein kinase activity
Source: RefSeq, a predicted model, not a curated record